GUUGUUGCUGCUAGUUUCCGGUUCCGUCUGUGCGGCGGUCGUAUUCUCCCAGCUGGGUCGCCGCGCUUGCGGGGAGAGCGGGUUGGGGCCGCCCGCCCGGGGAGGCGCAGUCAUGCCCCGGUAUUACGAGGACAAGCCAGAGGAAGGCGCGUGCGCGGGCGUGAAGGAGGACCUGGGUGCAUGUCUGCUGCAGUCGGACUGUGUACUCCAGGAAGGAAAAUCCCCUCGGCAGUGCUUAAAGGAAGGAAACUGCAAAGCUUUGAAAUACUCUUUUUUUGAAUGUAAAAGAUCAAUGUUGGAUGCCAGGUCAAGAUUCAGAGGACGAAAAGGAUAUUGAUACUACUAUGUUGAAGCAAGAUGAGAUCAACAAAUAUCUUUUCCAUGGUUGUUAAAACAGAGAACCCAAAUAGGAAACAUUUGCUGUAUCUGUUUUUUCCCCCCUCCAUGGAAUACUGGAAAAAAAUGGAUGAGCUUUGUUUCUGAACAUGUAUGAUGAUUCUCUUGCUUUAGGUUAUUUUUAGAAGAAAACUUUAUUUAUGGGCUGGGAGCAUAAUAAAUGUGUUUAGAGAAUUGUUCUAAAGCACGAACUAUUAUUAAACUUAACUCAAAAAUGACACAAUUUGUGUAUCUUAUGUGAAUAUUAUGAACACCACUGGUGGGACUAUUAGAAUCAACAUGGAGCCUGGUGAACUGUCUGCCAACAAAUUUCAGGACA
This is a messenger RNA of Talpa occidentalis (Iberian mole), 715 nucleotides long. Its product is annotated as cytochrome c oxidase assembly factor 5. The record is from RefSeq and is a predicted model, not a curated record. Gene Ontology annotation, cellular component: mitochondrion. The transcript is spliced from 3 exons. Bases 113 to 337 code for a protein of 74 amino acids. Gene Ontology annotation, biological process: mitochondrial respiratory chain complex IV assembly. Lineage: Eukaryota; Metazoa; Chordata; Mammalia; Eulipotyphla; Talpidae.